Molecule: messenger RNA, 293 nt
Organism: Cylicocyclus nassatus
Lineage: Eukaryota; Metazoa; Nematoda; Chromadorea; Rhabditida; Strongylidae
Source: the annotation of a GenBank genome assembly
AUGGGUGGUGUCAUUUUCAACACGUGGCUGGGACAAAUGCGAUUCUUCGAUGGAGUUUAUUGCAGCUUCAUAUCCAUUGCAACUAUUGGCUACGGUGAUUUUGUUCCUGUGCCCGAUUCGUGGUUCCACACAGUGUCGAUUAUGACCUUUCUCCCAGCAGGUGCCAUCAUUCUCACAACGCUAAUUGACACUUUUAGCUACUAUCUCAAUUAUGUGCAUUAUAUUGGACGGGGAGCAACGUCGUUGAUUUUUUCACAAUUGAAUUCAGUAUUGCUUCAGUGUAAAAAAUAAAG